Messenger RNA from Antrostomus carolinensis (chuck-will's-widow), 2230 nucleotides. RefSeq names its product protein phosphatase, Mg2+/Mn2+ dependent 1D (gene PPM1D). The coding region runs from base 12 to 1337 and encodes 441 amino acids. Gene Ontology annotation, molecular function: protein serine/threonine phosphatase activity. The transcript has 5 exons. Gene Ontology annotation, biological process: protein dephosphorylation. The record is from RefSeq and is a predicted model, not a curated record. NCBI's taxonomy places the organism in Eukaryota, Metazoa, Chordata, Aves, Caprimulgiformes, Caprimulgidae.
GGCCGAAGACCAUGACAGGUCUCCCAAGCACAUCAGGAACUACUGCCAGCGUGGUGAUUAUCCGCGGGUCAAAGAUGUACGUUGCUCACGUUGGCGAUUCAGGAGUGGUCCUGGGAGUCCAGGAUGACCCCAAAGACGACUUUGUGAGAGCUGUGGAGGUGACACAGGACCAUAAACCGGAACUUCCUAAAGAAAGGGAGAGAAUUGAAGGCCUUGGGGGCAGUGUGAUCAACAAGUCUGGCGUGAAUCGUGUCGUUUGGAAGAGGCCUCGUCUGACUCACAAUGGCCCCGUGCGCCGCAGCACCGUCAUCGACCAGAUUCCGUUCCUGGCAGUUGCCAGAGCGCUUGGUGAUCUUUGGAGCUACGACUUCUACAGUGGUGAAUUUGUUGUGUCUCCUGAACCUGACACUAGUGUGCACACAAUUGAUCCCCAGAAGCACAAAUAUAUUAUCCUUGGCAGUGAUGGACUGUGGAACAUGAUCCCACCUCAAGAUGCUAUCUCCAUGUGCCAGGAUCACGAGGAGAAAAAGUGCUUCAUGGGAGAGCACCGCCAGUCUUGUGCCAAGAUGCUGGUGAACAGAGCACUGGGCCGGUGGCGGCAGCGCAUGCUUCGUGCAGAUAACACUAGUGCCAUCGUCAUCUGCAUCUCGCCGUUGCAGGACAGCAAAAGCAACUUGGAAAAUGAAGAAGAAUUGUAUCUCAACUUGGCUGAGAGUCCCUCCUAUAGCAGCCCUGAUACGAAUGUCAUGACACCCUCUCGCUGCUGUACCCCCCCUGUCAAGCUUUUAGAAGAUGAUCCAUGGCCACGGCUGAAUGCUUCUGAGCCUAUUCCUCCCCUCAUGCAUAGCAACAUGAUCUCGGAAAAAUAUUUAGAGCUGCCAAACGAGCUUGCCAAAAGCAGUUUACCUUCAUCAGGAGCGACCCUGAAGGAUUCAGGCCCACAGGAGGAGAAGUGCACCAAAGCGUUGGCUUUGAGGAUACAGGAAUCCUACAGUAACGGUUUGUCAGUCAGCCUCUCCCCUUCCAACUCCGCAAAUUCAGGCACGGACCAAAAAGGCUUCAAGGUCUCCCCUAAUGGCCAAACAAAAGCCCCAGAUGCAGAGAGGACACCCACAGCAAACUUUAAAAGGACAUUAGAAGAAUCCAACUCUGGCCCAGCUGUGAAGAAGCCAAGACGCAGCCUGAGUCGAAACAUCGGUGUCCAGCCAGAAGGCGUGUCCGCCACGCCACAGCGCAAGAACUCCAACAAGCUGACCAUGCGGCGCAGCCUGCGGGGCCAGAAGAAGCUCAGCAACUCCCUCUUCCACCCGCCCAGGAAAGCAGUCUGCGUUUGCUGAAGGGCAUUUUUUGUGUAAGGAAGUGUAUUUUGAUCUGAUUAGAAUUUUAAAGUUGGUGCAGAAGUUUGAAACUCUUCCCGUUUAUCUUUUUUUAAAGUAGAAACUUUUUUUGGUAUCAAACAGCUUUAUCCCAGCGUUGUACUUGCUUGUAUUAUAACUGUGAAUUUUGUAGAUGUGUAGGGUAUAAGUCACUGUAAAAUGUGUGUAAAUUUGUAUUCCUUCAUAUAAAUGUAGUCUCUUUUCUUCCUUGUAUAAUUGUUACAGCGGGGCUAAACCUUGUUUUAAAAAAAAAAUAAUAAUCCUUUUUGUUAAUUUACUAAAGUCAUGAAUUUGUAUACGCUUCUUGUGAUGAGAAUUUCACAACUUUUUAACUAAAGUAAAUUAUUAAACAGAAUGGAAGAUAUGUAUUUUCGUAGUACUAUACGUUCCACCUAAAGUGUGUCUUUUAGAGAAUACACUAGGUCUAUAUUUUGGUUUUAAAUUUUAGAUUUCUCUACUCAGAAAUGAAAUGUACGUGGAAGCGGAGAUGUUGAGUCUUGCUUUACACAGCUCAAUGUCGAUCUCUUUAUGUUAAUUAAAAUACUAUGCAGUAUCUUAUUUAGUUGUAUUUUUUGUAACAUUAAUCGUCAAAGUAUUUAGCAAAAAAAAGUGUGUGUUUUAAAACUCUGACUCCCAAAAGCAUCGUACAAAGCCAUUCCCAUCCCCUGUUACAAAUGAUGGCAUUUUUAUCCAGGCAUAAAUGUCUGCCUUAGAGGCAUGAAUUUUCUGCUAUUCCAAUACUGAUGGUGCUGCUAAUACCUUUCAACAUAAGUUCUUAAAUUAUUUUAUGACUAUUUUCAUUGAGUAUGUGGACCAUGUGUAUGUUCACCUAAAUAAAACACAUGAAAAUUUGA